AUGUCUAGACGGUUUAGCACAACUUGUCUACUUUCCAAUUUGAAGGCAAGAGAUGCUGCUGGAGCCAAGGAACAUUUUCAACAGCUUGCAUCAACAUGGUGGGAUAGCUAUGGGCCACAAAGGAUACUUCACAAGAUGAAUGUUUUACGUAUGGACUUCAUAGGUGACAACAUCAGAUCUCACAUUUUAGUUAAUAAGAACGCUAAGAGUGAAGAAGAGAAGAUCUUUAUUCCAGGAUGGAAUUAUAAGAACUUACUACCGAACGAGGUGUCCAAUCAAAUUGACAACGAAUUGAAUAAUGCUACUUGGAGAAUUUACAAGGACAUGAAACUGAAUUGCCUAGAUAUAGGUUGCGGCGGAGGUCUUUUAUCCGAAUCACUUGCUCGUCUUCCCAAUGUGAGAAGUGUAAAGGGAAUUGAUAUGACACCGGAAGUAAUUUCAGUAGCAAGGGAACAUGCCAAGCUUGAUCCCAUUUUGGAAAGCAAACUUGAAUAUCAAGUGACUUCUCUUGAUGAUGUGCCCAACUCAGAAACUUUCGAUGUUGUGACGUGUAUGGAGAUGCUUGAGCAUGUUGAAUACCCGUCCGUUGUCUUGAAGGAAGCUCUCUCUCACGUAAAGCCAGGAGGAUACCUUUUCCUUUCCACUAUCAAUCGGGAUUUUGUUUCUUGGUUCACAACUAUUUUCAUGGGCGAACAUAUAUUAAAGAUUGUUCCAUUGGGAACUCACACUUAUUCCAAAUACAUCAAGGAGGCAGAAAUUGAAGACUUCAUGACUACAAUUAAGGACUUUGAGGUAAUUGACUCUAAGGGCUGUGCUUAUCUUCCUGCUGUUGGAUGGUUUUACACUCCAACACCGAAUAUUGGAAACUAUUUAAUGGCUCUCAGGAGAAAAAAAGAUCCUGAAGAGAAUUGA
Pichia membranifaciens NRRL Y-2026 is the source of this 912-nucleotide messenger RNA. RefSeq lists its product as hypothetical. The coding region runs from base 1 to 912 and encodes 303 amino acids. Lineage: Eukaryota; Fungi; Ascomycota; Pichiomycetes; Pichiales; Pichiaceae. Gene Ontology annotation, biological process: ubiquinone biosynthetic process. The record is from RefSeq and is a predicted model, not a curated record. Gene Ontology annotation, molecular function: 2-methoxy-6-polyprenyl-1,4-benzoquinol methyltransferase activity. The transcript has 2 exons.